This is a messenger RNA of Eimeria necatrix, 1299 nucleotides long. Its product is annotated as sulfate transporter, putative. The coding region runs from base 1 to 1299 and encodes 432 amino acids. The transcript has 6 exons. NCBI's taxonomy places the organism in Eukaryota, Apicomplexa, Conoidasida, Eucoccidiorida, Eimeriidae. The record is from RefSeq and is a predicted model, not a curated record.
AUGGCAGACGGGGGCAGCUCCGCUGCUGCUGCUGCUGCUGCGCUGCAGCAGCAGCAGCAGCAGCAGCAGCAGCAGCAGCAGCAGCAGCAAGGCAAAGAGACGCAGCCCCGCAGCAGCUUCGCCUGGCUGCGCCGCCUGCGGCUGCUGCCCAGCAGGAAGCUGCAGCAGCGGGAAGUGCCUGCGGGCGAGUUGCAGCUGCAGCUGCAGCAGCCGCACGCAGCAGCAGCAGCAGCAGCAGCAGCAGCAGCAGCAGCAGAUUCGAAGCAGCAAAAGGGCGGCAAAGACUCUGAAAGCGUCACCAUUUCGGUAGAAUGCCACCUCGGGGAUACCCCCAAAGGCAGCAGUCUGGCCGGGGCUCCCCAGCGCAAGACUCUGACGGAAGACGACAUCCACCGAGACUUUUCCACUCCGUCGGAGCGCGGCAAGCUGCUGCAGCGGCUCUGCAGCAGAUCCCGCAGCUGCUCCCCCGCCAAGUUUUUUCUUUCUUUUUUUCCUUUGCAAGAAGUGCUGCGGACUUACAAAUGGGAAUACCUUUUGCCGGACAUCUUCGCCGGCAUUUCCGAAGGGGGUGAUGGCGAUCCCGCAGGGGAUGUCUUACGCGCUGCUGGCGCGGCUGCCCGCGGAGUUUGGCCUUUACGCCAAUUUAAUUUACCCUUUGGUUUAUUUGCUGUUCGGAACUUCUCGUCAUGCUGCAGUUGGAGUUUCUGCAAUAGAAGAUUUGCUGCUGGGAGAGGCGGUGAGCCGCGUGCUGGGCGAGCGCGAGCGGCUGGCUGCUGCAGCGCGGCUGCGGCUGCUGGCAGCAGACGCUGCUGCUGCUGCUGCUGCGCCUGCAGCAGCAGCAGCAGACGCUGCUGCUGCUGCUGCGCCUGCAGCAGCAGCAGCAGCAGCGGCGGCGGCGGGAGGGCGCCCCGCGGCGGCGCUGCUGGAGGCGGCGGAGCUCGACGAGCUGCUGCUGCAGCAGAGCCGCGUGCAGGUGGCAGCAGCACUUGCUGCUGGGCUGGGGCUGCUGUUUUUGCUGCUGCGGCUGCUGCAUGCAGGACUGCUGGCAGAUCUUUUGGCUGUUCCUGUUCUUUCGGGAUUUUCAACAGCAAGUGCUUUUCUCAUUGGCAGCAGCCAGCUGCAGCACGCCCUCGGCCUCCGCUUUCCCCCGGAGCUCGAAGACGCGGACUUCAAACUCCUCAGGACAGUGGUGGUACUGCAUCCGCCACAUCGGCGAAGCCAAUUGGGUCUCUGUCGGCAUUUGCGUCUCCGCAAUUUUCAUUCUCGCCAUUUGCAAGUUCCUCAAUCGAAAGGUGGUAA